Messenger RNA from Coniophora puteana RWD-64-598 SS2, 1528 nucleotides. RefSeq lists its product as uncharacterized. The record is from RefSeq and is a predicted model, not a curated record. The transcript is spliced from 7 exons. Gene Ontology annotation, molecular function: acid-amino acid ligase activity. Lineage: Eukaryota; Fungi; Basidiomycota; Agaricomycetes; Boletales; Coniophoraceae. The coding region runs from base 4 to 1455 and encodes 483 amino acids. Gene Ontology annotation, cellular component: cytoplasm.
GGCAUGUCGAGCACGACGUCCGGCAAAGGCCCCAAGCCCGUCCCGAAGUAUCUGCACCAACUUCGCCCCGUGUUGAACCAGCCACCCAGCAAGCAAGGUGCGCACGGAUGGGGGAGCCGCACAGACGGGCUUGCGUGCAGGCCGAUCUACUGCGGGUACCAGCGCUUCGUGGAGAUUCGCGGGGAAGAGCCCGGGAAGCCUGGAGGCGCGGAUGCAAUCACCCGCGUGCCGUGCGGGGCUGUGUCUGCAGUUGCUGCACGGGCGAGGUCCGGAUUCUAUGACUUCGAGAAGGAUAAUGAGCGGCUCGCUGAACCGAUUUCAGGCAUAACUGCACCGUGGGGAGCCGCGCUCAUCGCCAACUACCGCUCGAUGCUGCUUGCUCAUGCGGUGUUUGCUCUCGCUGAGGAAUCUGUCGACACACUUGUCAUGACUUGGUCUACUACAUUCGUGGAUUUCGUUCGAUGGAUCGACGAGGAGUGGGGUACACUCGUCGAUGCCAUUUCGAGCGGGGUCCUACCUCAGUUCCCGGAGACAGGAAGCGUCUACGUCCAGAUUGCUACAACCUUUACAGCGAACCAAUCACGAGCAGAUGCACUAAGGAAGAUCGGACCUCCGUCUCAGACAGCCGUGGGAUGGGCGCUCAAAGUAUGGCCCAAACUUGAGCUGCUAACAGCCGUCUGUACUGGGACGUUCAGCCGCGUUUACUCUGAGGUCAGAGGGUACAUCGGACCUGAUACCCCAGUACGCUGCCCGAUAUACGGAUGUACGGAGGGCUCCGUAGGAUUAGCGUAUCAUGACAGCCUUCCAGACAUUGUGAAGAUGCUCACCGAUAACUAUAUCGAGAUGCUUGAGGUGUUGCCUGGAAAUGAAGACGGUGAUAUCAAGCCACUGUGGCAAGUAGAGACGGAUAAGACAUACGAACCAGUCUUGACGACCCAGGAUGGACUUUGGCGAUACCGUACCAUGGACGCCAUUCGUGUGGUCGGUUUCUCACCUAAAGACGGUAUUCCGCUCAUUGAGUAUAAAGAACGCCGCAACCAAUCCAUGUGGGUCGCUCAAGCGCUCGUGUCCCAAGCAGACAUCCUCGCGUCCAUAGAUGGCAUCAGCGCGUUUGACAACGUCGAGUUUACGACGUGGUGGGAUGACCGCAGCCACCCUCCGACCGUCGGUUUCUUCAUAGAAUCUACUCCCAAUACCCGUGCCUUGACCUCGUCUGCGCGAGACGAGAUACUGAAGGGCCUUAUAGAAGCGAACAUAAACUUCUCUUCAGGCGCGGAGCGCGGCUUGCCUGUCAGGCCAACCAUACGGCUCCUUGCCCCUGGAUCGUUUUCUGAUUUUAGGAGUUGGAAAGGGACUGUCAACGGUGUUGGAAGUUCGCAGAUCAAGCUUCCGAUUAUUACCCUUGACACGAAGGCACAGGAGUUUCUUUUGUCGAAAGUGGUCGCGGAGAUAUAGUAGAGUCGUACUCACUCCCAGUCUGCUCCUUGUUUAUACCUUUGCAUGGCGUGGGCUGUGACUUGUGAAUUCC